Setaria italica (foxtail millet) is the source of this 1524-nucleotide messenger RNA. RefSeq names its product methionine aminopeptidase 1B, chloroplastic. Gene Ontology annotation, molecular function: metalloaminopeptidase activity. The transcript is spliced from 10 exons. Lineage: Eukaryota; Viridiplantae; Streptophyta; Magnoliopsida; Poales; Poaceae. The record is from RefSeq and is a predicted model, not a curated record. The coding region runs from base 83 to 1036 and encodes 317 amino acids. Gene Ontology annotation, biological process: proteolysis.
AAAAUAUCAUCCCUCCACCUGCCCUCGUCUUAUCCUCACCCACUUCCGCCGUCGGCGGCCGACUUGCAACCCAACAACGGCGAUGGCGGUGAGGGUCCCGGCGGCGGAGCUCAAACAGCACCCCUCGUCGCCGUUCACCGCAUCCCGCUGCCGCAGUCCACGCGACGCCGCCCUUCCGGCGCCUCUCCGGGUGGCAUCCAGAACGCCGCGGCGGCCGGGGGUAUCCAACAGGAUCAUCUGCCGGUGCACAUACACAGCGAUCCUUCCAAUUUAUGCCCAAAAUUUGCGCAAAAGUGGCUGCAGAGCUGCAGGGCAUAGGGGGAGCCAGGAGGAGGGAGCCGCUGGGCGUGGGGCGGUCAGCGCGCGCCUCCCGGUGCCGGACCACAUCCCCCGGCCUCCCUACGUUGGCGCUGACGCCAUCCCGGACGUGUGCCCCGACCGGCAGGUGCACGACGGCGAGAGCAUCAUGCUUAUGCUGGACGCCUGCGAGCUCGCCGCCCGAGUUCUGCAGUAUGCAGGAACACUGGUCAAACCGGCUGUGACGACGGAUGAGAUUGACCGAGCUGUGCAUCAGAUGAUCAUCGACGCAGGCGCCUACCCUUCUCCCCUUGGAUACGGUGGGUUUCCGAAGAGUGUCUGCACGUCAGUGAACGAGUGCACCUGUCAUGGAAUCCCUGAUUCUCGCGAGCUACAGGAUGGAGAUAUUAUCAACAUUGAUGUUACUGUCUACUUGAACGGAUAUCAUGGGGACACCUCAAGAACAUACCUCUGUGGAGAUGUUGAUGAAUCUACUAAACAACUUGUCAAGGUCACUGAAGAGUGCAUGAUGAGGGGCAUAUCAGCCUGCAGGCAUGGUGCUAGUUUCAAGGAAAUCGGGCAGAGAAUAAGUGAGCAUGCCAGCAAGUACGGAUACGGCAUUGACCCCUUUGUUGGGCAUGGCAUUGGGAGGAUAUUCCAUUGUGAACCCAUCAUAUGGAGCACAUACGAUUACGAGCCAGGGUUCAUGGUUGCAGGCCAGACGUUCACAAUCGUGUGACUGAAUGCGUGCAGAGCCAACGCUGUCAAUGGGGAGCACGCAGUGCGUGGUGUUGGAUGACGGCUGGACGGCGGUGGCGGCGGACGGCAGCCUCAGCGCGCAGUUCGAGCACACCGUGCUGGUCACCCGCGACGGCGUGGAGAUCCUCACAGGGUGUCCGUAGCGGGCAUCAGAUCAUGAAAUCGGGGUGGAAAUUUGCUACCGUCGUCGCUGACGGACGGACGACGUGCAGGCGUGAUGGUAUCGUUAGAGGAUUUUGGCAGAAUGAAGCUGCACUGCAGCAGCACAAGGGGAUGCACGAGAUUGCUGUGACGUGAUUGUCACACACCCAAUUUUAAAAUCUAUAUGUAUAACAGGACCUAAUUUUAUACAUAUAGUGAUACUAAGUGAAUAACAAUAGUAUUAGUGACAUAUAGUGAUAUUAUAAGUGAAUAACAGCAACGGUAUCACGUAAAGAAUAAGAGAUUAUAUUAGAGAUUUACGUUUAA